CAGAGUGACAGGCACCUUUCACCCCAGCUACUCAAGAGGGAACAGGUGUGUGAGGAUCACUGCCACCCAGGAGUUCGUGGUUUCAGUGAGCUAUGACUGCACCCACUGCAUGUCAGCCUGGGCGACAGAGCAAGACCCUAUCUCAAAAAUACAGAAAAAUCAUCAACCACUUGUAGUCGUCGUAGAAAUCAAUGAUUCCCUCCAGUUAUGUCCCUGACCCACGGGCUUCAUUUGUGCAAGUCCUGGGGCUGUGCUCUCAGCAAUGUGUCCUUCUGGGAAGGACGUCCAUUGCCCUCGAUGAUUGUGAUGCAUGUGCCAUACAAACUUCCUGUGUCCUUGUCUAUUGGUUCCUGUGUGAUUAUCAAAGGGAGACCGAACCUCUCUUUUCUCAAUGACCCACAGCUGCAGGUGGAUUUCUACACUAGGACGGAUGAGGACUCAGAUAUUGCCUUCCAUUUCCGAGUGCACUUUGGCCAUCGUGUGGUCAUGAACAGUCGUGAGUUUGGGGUAUGGAAGCUGGAAGAGAAAUUACACUAUGUGCCCUUUGAGGAUGGCGAACCAUUUGACCUGCGCAUCUACGUGCGUCACAGUGAGUACGAGGUAAAGGUAAAUGGGCAAUACAUUUACGGCUUUGCCCAUCGACACCCACCAUCACAUGUGAAGAUGAUUCAAGUGUGGAGAGAUGUCUCCCUGACCUCAGUGUGUGUCUACAAUUGAGGGAGAUGAUCACACUUUUCAUUUUUGAGGAAUCCAUUUUUCUAUAUGACCAUGGUAUUCCUAGAGCCUGUUAACAAUCCCUCCUCACCCCUUCCCCUAUGCUUGGUCAUUAAAACAGCACGAAACCUCA
Messenger RNA from Sapajus apella (tufted capuchin), 847 nucleotides. RefSeq names its product galectin-16-like. Gene Ontology annotation, molecular function: carbohydrate binding. The record is from RefSeq and is a predicted model, not a curated record. Lineage: Eukaryota; Metazoa; Chordata; Mammalia; Primates; Cebidae.